UUGGGGCUGGCGCGCCACGUGGGGGAGGAGGAGGAGGAGAGGGAGGACGUAGUCUUAAUGGGGGGUGGGGCUGAGGUGCCAUGUGGUGAGAAAGGGAGAAGCGAAGAGGAGGAGGAGGAGGAGCAAAGAAGAGGAGGAGGAGGAGGGAUCUUGAUGGUAGGUGGAGGAGGAGAAGGGUUGGCUACGUGGCGACUAAGGGAGAACAGAGAACGGAGAAUAGGAGUAGGAGGAGGAGGAGAAGAGGGAGGACAAAGUCUUGAUGGGGGGGUGGGGCUGAGGUGCCGUGUGGCAAGAAAGGGAGAAGCGAGGAGGAGGAGGAGAAGGAGGAGGAGGAGCAAAGAAGAGGAGGAGGAGGAAGAGGAGGACGACGAGGACGGGAUCUUGAUGUUCACUGCGUCCUCUACCCGAGCGAUGGAACACUUCCUGCGGAAGGGGAAGACCUGUCCAUACAGGAAUGGGGAGAUUCUAUAUCUGCUGGCACUAAGGGGAGGGAAGAUUGAGGGGGAGGCUACAAAGAAGAUGCUCCAUCAGUAUCGUGCACAGAAAGGGAUUGCGGAGGAUACAGGGAUGGAGCCGGCUGCUGCGUUGGUGACAGGCAAAUCCGAUGAGAUGGAAGAGCUUCUCACGCCGCCGCUUGCGCCCGGGAGAGAAGUGCGCGUUGAAGGGCAAGCAGCGGGAGGAACCUCUGUGGAGGACACACAAGACAAAACAGUCCCUCCAACAGCGGGGCCGUCCUUCCAAGCAUCCACAUUCGGGUCAAAGUCCACGAGAGCCACACAAACCUCGAUCCGGAAGUGGGCCGAGAACACAGCCGAGAAGAGGUUGGACACCCAAUGGGGGAGGGCACUGUUCAGGUCCGGGGUCCCUUUCAAUUUCGUCAGACAAGAUGAGACGCGCGCCCUCCAUAACCUGUACAUGGAAUUGGGGGCCACCAAGGCGAAGGUGGACAUGCCGAUGUACGAGAGAGUCCGCACUGCCAUAUUGGAUCUUGUGUAUGACCAGGUGAAGCAGGAAGUGCGACCCGUGAUGGACGGGACAUUUCAGGCUGCACACUCAUCACGGACGGCACUACUGAUCGAAGGUGGACACCCAAUGGGGGAGGGCCCUGUUCAGGGUAUCGCAAAGCUCCCAUGGGUUGCUAAGAUUGUGAAGAGGGCGAAGAUGAUGGUGAAGUUCAUCAAGAACCACCAUCGCACAGUGGCUUUGUUCUCAGCCUGUUCAUUGGAGGAAACGAAGACCCUCAUCAUGCCCACAGAAGUGAGGUUCGCCUCAACAUAUCAAAUGCUUGAGAGGUUGUGUGACAGGGAUUGGGUGUUGAAGGAGAUGAUGGAGAGGGGUUGGAACAUCCAUUGGAGCACAAGGAAGCUCCGUCGAAAGGCGGAACUGAUAUUCCUCACGGUCCGUUCCGACGAAUGGUGGAUCGAGGUGCAGCGAAUAGUCAGCGUCAUGCGGCCUAUGAACGAGUUGCUGCGGAGGAUGGACCGCGACAGCGUUGCACCCUCACAAUUGUGGGGGUUUGGGGAGCUUUUGGAGAAGCGGUUGCGCACGAUCUUCGGCCUUACGGAGGAGCAGCGGCAGGACGUUAUGGCGAUUGUUCAUGAUCGAUGCAAGAUGAUGAGACAGCCUGCACAUGCUGCUAACUUCUUGCUGGCGCCGAACAGGAGGGACCCUCGUUGGGUGUUGGACAAGGACGGUCUUCUGGUGCAGAAUGCCAUCAAGUACUUCAUGACGCAACUCGGAGGGGAGAGGUGGGGGUCGGAGCAGUCCCACGUUAAUGUAUGGCAAAGCUUGUGGGCGUUUCAUUGCGAGCCUCCGACGAAGGAGGAGCGUGCAAAGGAGCCCAUGUGGGAUGACUUUGCGUUGCAGACAACUGUCUUGAUCGUAAGACAGCAUCUCAAUGGUGGGCUUCAUAUGGUGGGAAACAUAAGGAUCUGCAGAAGAUUGCUACUCGUCUCACUGCGCUGUGGAGCACGACGACACCAUCCGAGCGAGAAUUGGUCCUCCCUCGACCUCAUCCAUACGAAGAGGAGGAACAAUCUCUCAUCUGAGAGCCUAGCGAAGCUUGUAUACAUACACUGGAACAUGCAGCUCCAGUCUAUCCCAAAGAGCAUGAAGGGCGGCUUCGUUGAUGUCUGUGCAUGUUUCUUUGAUGACCCGGAGGCUUCGCCCGCCAAUGAUCCUGCUGUUCUUCCACGACCCUUGGAGGUGGAUGAGGAGGAGGUGUUGCGACAGGCAAGCUUGAGGAAGACCCCCAAGGGAAGGGUUGCCAUUGGUACGUCUUCGGACGAAUCGGACUCAUCGAGCGAAGAGGAGAUCAUGGGAAGAGGAAGGAACAGCUGCCACGAAACUAUGCGUUCUACAGUUGCGGGCUCGGUGAGGAGGACGAGCACGACAGGGCACGUGGUGUUCAUAACUGUCCUCCCUGUCCUCCAAGCACUGACAUCGUGGACUUGGGAAGUCGAGGGAGCCUCACAUGAUGACCGGGAAAGGGCUGCGGCAAAGGCCCUUGCGCGAAGAGACUGGGCAGAAGUGCAGAAACGCAUCGAGGAGGACAAUGCAAAGCGCUUGGCAGUGCCACGUCCGGGGUCCCUUUCGGGGCUUAGCAUGCCUCCACCAGCAGAUCAGGUCGUGGGCCCAAAGGAGAAGCAGCAGCAGAAGGAGCAGCAACAACAAGGGCGGCAGCAGCAGCAGCAGCACAAAGACCAGCAGCGGCACAAGGAGCAGCACGAAGAACACCAGCAACAGGAGCAAAAACAGCAAGAGGAGGAGCAGCAGCAGCAGGAGAAGCAGCAACUUGAAGAGCAGCAGCGGCAACAGCAGCAAGAGGACAAUCAGUGAAAAACGGAGCAGCAUCGCUUGGAGCCACAGCAGCAGGACGAC
Molecule: messenger RNA, 2880 nt
Organism: Chara braunii
Lineage: Eukaryota; Viridiplantae; Streptophyta; Charophyceae; Charales; Characeae
Source: the annotation of a GenBank genome assembly